Messenger RNA from Camellia sinensis, 1973 nucleotides. RefSeq lists its product as uncharacterized. The record is from RefSeq and is a predicted model, not a curated record. Lineage: Eukaryota; Viridiplantae; Streptophyta; Magnoliopsida; Ericales; Theaceae.
CGAGACCGAUCCACACUCACUCUGUUUACAAGUCAAACCCCCUCUCUCUCUCUCUCUCUCUCUCUCUCUCUCACUCCAUUAGCGGAACAUAAACAAAAACAAAAAAUGCAUUGAGAAACGCACCAAAUCCAAAACCCUCAAGAGACCCAGAGAAAUUGGAGAUCAAUAAUACAGUAGAGAAUAUGGAGAAACCCAAGAAGCAAGAAAAGCAUAAGCCGGCGAUCCGAGUAGGCGGUGGUGGUGGUGGUGGUGUUGUUGGAGGAGUUGUUUUGUGGGGUGGAGUAGUGGCGGCUGCAACAUUCUUAUCGGUUUCAGCAAUCAGAUUGAGGAAAAGACCCACAAACAAAAGCCACAAUCCACCACCACCACCAAAACUAACAAGUUCAUCACAGUCUGAAGCUGAACCCAUUGCUGAUCUACCAGACAAGUUGGAAUUGAAGAAGAAGAAGGAGAACAAUGAUGAUGAUCAAGGAAAAGGCCUUCAUGUUCUUCUUCAAGAUUAUUCUCCACCUAUAGAUUACCAUCCAAGUACUGACGGAACAACAGAAACGCCUGUUACCCAGAUUGAUUCCACAUCGUCAGACUUCACAAAAACUUCCAUCUUGGAUGACAACUCAGUGCGUGAUAUCAGUGGCCCAACCAAGAGCCCCACCUAUUUGGAAAUUCUUUUAUCUGAUAAUUCAAAGCCAAAAAACAGUCUCUUGAUCACUGAUUAUGGUGUCAAUGUCAAUGUGAAAGAGUACUCAUUGCCAGUGUUGGACGGACCUUCACUUCUCAAAUCCAGAAACAUGAACAAAAAUGAGCAUAUAGGGGACACAGUGGACGUAGAAGAAGACAACCUGCCAAUGGAAUUGAUUGAGAAAGGGGGAGGAGGAGAAGUGGAAGAACAUGACGAUGUAGAAAAUACUAUAGAGAUUGGUGAAGUAGUAGUUAUGGAAGGUGACUCGAUAGUCUCUGAAGUUAUAUGGGAGGACAAGGCAGUUGAGGCACCUCAUGUGGGUCAGAUUGAGGAAGUGGACAAUAGACAUACCCAAUUGAUUGAAACUGUUAUUGAGAAAGGUGAAGAAACAAUUGAAACAGCUGAGAAGGAUCAGUUUGAAGUCGAAGUUGAUCAAGAAGCAAUCAAAGUUACGAAAGAGGAGGCGGCAAAUGAGGCAACUGAUGCAGUUCAUAUUGAAGAAGAGUGCAACCCAAAGAUGCAAUUGAUUGAAGAAGAACAAGAAAAUGAUGAUGGAGGAAUUGCUGUAGAAAAAGAUGAAGCAAUUGAGACAGUGGUUCCGACAAAUCAGGUUGCAGUUGAUCAAGAUGAGCUACAAGUGACAGUACUGAGCGAAGAUGAGGAUGAGGAUGAGGAUGAGGAUGAGGAUGAAGAUGAUGAUGAAAUGGAUGUUGAUGAGGAUGAGGACGAGGAAGAAAUUGUAGAGAAAGGUGAAGAGAGCUCAGACGGAACAGGAGACUCAUCCAUGGAAUCCAAUGCUGAGGCAAUAUGGCCGGCAGAGUCAAUACAGGAAUUAUCACUUGAAUUCAAAGAAUUGAAGAUCAUUAGCAAGACAUUAGCUGACAAGAUUGACGAAGCAGAAGACCAUGGUUGCUACAGCAACAGUAUCGCAGAUGAGGGUAAUAUUUAUGUCAAUGGCCACCAUAAGAAUGAAGAAACAGGAAAAUCAAUCGUGACAGCAAGCAAGGGGAGUAUAAAGGAACUUCUGGCGCGUAUUAAACUAUCGACAGGCGCAUCAAACACAAGAAUUUGGAUAUCUGUGCUGUUGGUGCUGCUGCUGUUGGUAAUGCCACUGCUACUUUCACCUGCCAAUAUUCUGAAGCUUUGUCUCAUAAUCUUCUUAGUUGUGAUUCUGUCCCAAGUUUGAAAAACUACCAUAACUUUAGUUGAAGUGUUCAGAAUAAAGAGAUGGUAAUAAUUUCAAAUGUUUCUACUUUCCAUGCUGGUAUCAUAAAUUGCUUAGUAUCGGCUCAUA